Molecule: messenger RNA, 993 nt
Organism: Aphidius gifuensis
Lineage: Eukaryota; Metazoa; Arthropoda; Insecta; Hymenoptera; Braconidae
Product: dynamin-like
Cellular component (GO): membrane; microtubule; cytoplasm
Molecular function (GO): microtubule binding; GTPase activity; GTP binding
Source: RefSeq, a predicted model, not a curated record
AUGGCAAACGAUAUGGAAAAGUUGAUUUUCAUGAAUCAAAUACAAGAUAUAUUUACUAAACAUGCGGUUUCAGUUAAAUUUGAUUUGGCCAAUUGUGGUGGUUGUGCUGGAAAAAGUUCAGUGUUGGAAAAUUUUGUUGGAAAAGAUUUUCUUCCAAAAGGUACUGGCAUUGUAACACGCAGGCCACUUAUUUUACAAUUAAUCACCAAUAAAUACAGUGUUGAAGAAUAUGCCGAGUUUGAACACACUAAAACUAAAAAAUUUAGAUUCAAUGAAGUUUGUAAAGAGAUUGAGGACGAAACAGACAGAUCAACAGUUGGAGAUAAAGGAAUAAGUCCUAAACCAAUAGUUUUGAAAAUUUAUUCACCAACUGUUUUGAAUUUGACAUUGGUUGAUUUGCCUGGAUUGACAAAAGUACCAGUUCAGGGACAACCUCUUGAUAUUGCUGUUCAAAUAAGAAAAAUGGUCCUUGAGUAUAUAACUAAGGAAAAUGCUCUUAUAUUGGCAGUAACUCCUGCUAAUAUUGAUCUUGCAACUAGUGAUGCUCUUGAGCUUGCAAAAGAAGUUGACCCUUUUGGUUUAAGAACAAUUGGAGUCAUCACAAAGCUAGACAUGAUGGGUGAAGAUAACGAUGUCAGAGCUGUUUUAGAAAACAAAUUGUAUCCAUUGCGUAGCGGAUACAUCGGUGUCAUUAAUCGUAAUCAGAAUGACAUUGAGAAUAGAAAAAGUAUUGCUGAUGCAAUUGAGUCGGAGAAAAAAUUUUUCAACACUCAUCGAGCAUACACAUUUUUGGCUGAUAGACUCGGGAUUCAUUGUCUACAACGGAUACUCAAUAAACAAUUGACAAAUCACAUACGGGACACACUACCGGCAUUAAAAAAUGAGUUGGAAGCUGAAUUGUCAAGAACUAAAGAAUAUUUAGGAGAAAAGGAUUACCACCUUAACGAAACAGCAUCAAAAAUAGAAUCUUUAUCUGGUUUAACAACUGACUGA